Messenger RNA from Fusarium subglutinans, 1017 nucleotides. Its product is annotated as elongator complex 5. NCBI's taxonomy places the organism in Eukaryota, Fungi, Ascomycota, Sordariomycetes, Hypocreales, Nectriaceae. Gene Ontology annotation, molecular function: tRNA binding. Gene Ontology annotation, cellular component: elongator holoenzyme complex; nucleus; cytosol. The transcript is spliced from 3 exons. Gene Ontology annotation, biological process: tRNA wobble uridine modification. Bases 1 to 1017 code for a protein of 338 amino acids. The record is from RefSeq and is a predicted model, not a curated record.
AUGGCACCGACCUCGAAUGUCCAUGCUCGAUCGCACAGUCUGCUGCUCUUACAGAAACUCCUCAACCUUCGUGACGGCGCAAGUCCUCUUACUCUCGUGAUAGACAAUCUCGAACAACCUGCGCGACCAGUCCUUAACGAAUUUAUUGCUAAGACACAGGUUAUCUUCCUGUCGCUUGUAACGCUGAAGAAACCACAAGAUGCAGAUGUUUUCAUAAAAGCUGCGGGAAGAGAUCUCCAGACUGUGCGCAAAGACUUGUUGAAUCAUUAUCCUGCUUUCAACCCUCUUUUGGACAAGGGAAAGCCCACUCAAAGGGCGGUUGUGAUUGUCGAGUCACUUAACGCCUUAGCCUCUGCCGCUCCUCAGUCCCUGGCAAGCUUUCUCUCGAGCAUCAUCACGCCAGCUGUCUCUAUCGUUGCCACGUACCAUGAUGAUGUACCCAUAGUACUACCAAGGUCGUUCAGCGAGUAUGAACCCCAUCCUUUCACUGUACUAUGCCACCUCGCUACUGCUAUCCUGAGGCUAUCCAGUCUUUACCAAGAGAUUGAGCGUCAGAAGGCUCGAAACAGGAGCAUUCAGGAGCCAGAGUGGGGUCUGAACGAAGAUCGUGAGGGGGUACUCGUCGGUCUUGGAGAGAAGGGCAGAGACCGGAACGAGGAUAGCAAUGGGGUUGUUAUUAAUAUGGAACUACGACGGCGAAGUGGAAGAACUGUUUCAGAAAAGUUUAUUCUCAGCUCCAAGGGAUUGGUUACAGCGCCUCAACCCAGCAAGGUAUGCUUGCUUACAGACCACCCAAUGUUCGCAGCGCCAACGGACAGUGGAGAGACCGGCGAAGGAGAGGAGGAACCUGAGAGUACAUUCAAUCUGGGGCUCACAGAGAAGCAACGAAAGGAUCGAGAGGGUAUCGUGUUGCCAUAUUUUGAUGCGCAAACGGACAUUGGUGCAGGAGAAGGUGGAAGAAUCCUUUACGAAAUGGGUAGAGAGGAUGACUUUGAUGAUGAGGAGGAUGAGAUAUAG